AUACGCACGCAACGCAAAAGCGGGUUUGUGAUUGUGAGGAAACGCUUAGAAGCAUCUUCAAUCUUUCAUUCUUCUUCUUGUAAAGUUUUUAGGAUUAAGGGAUGGAGUUGAUGUCUCAUUGUUCGAGCUUCCUUCUUCCGCCGGAGAAGGAGAAACCAAACGCUGCCAACAGCACUUGUUCUCUUUCUGUAAGCUACGCUCUCGUUGUUCUCAAUCAAUGCCUUCCCAGAUUUGCUCCUCUGCUUUGGGACCACGCGCAGAUACGAGUGUGCGCUGAUGGAGGUGCCAAUCGGGUGUAUGAUGAAAUGCCUCUUCUCUUCCCUCAUCAACAUCCUUCCCAUGUUCGCACCAGAUUUUCAGUGAAGCAUGUUGCAAAGGAUGGGGCUAGCUGUGGGCAGCGAGGAUCACGACUCGGAUAUUAUAUUUCUAGCUAGUUUCUAAGUUUAGAAAUUUUAUGAGAUUUAAAUAAAUGCAUAAGACAUAUUUCCUUUAUUUAAACUUUAGUCUUUGGUUUUAUUUUUAAUGUAAUAAAUUUAGCCUUGCACCUGUCCAUAGUACAAGUGCGGCAGUAACACUUUCCAAAUUUGAUUAUUUUGAACU
This is a messenger RNA of Gastrolobium bilobum, 600 nucleotides long. Its product is annotated as thiamine pyrophosphokinase 2-like. NCBI's taxonomy places the organism in Eukaryota, Viridiplantae, Streptophyta, Magnoliopsida, Fabales, Fabaceae. Bases 102 to 434 code for a protein of 110 amino acids. The transcript is spliced from 3 exons. The record is from RefSeq and is a predicted model, not a curated record. Gene Ontology annotation, molecular function: ATP binding; thiamine diphosphokinase activity. Gene Ontology annotation, biological process: thiamine diphosphate biosynthetic process.